Molecule: messenger RNA, 3458 nt
Organism: Apis mellifera (honey bee)
Lineage: Eukaryota; Metazoa; Arthropoda; Insecta; Hymenoptera; Apidae
Gene: 14-3-3epsilon
Product: 14-3-3 protein epsilon
Exons: 4
Coding region: 221-991 (256 amino acids)
Biological process (GO): signal transduction
Cellular component (GO): cytoplasm
Source: RefSeq, a predicted model, not a curated record
GUCAGGCGUAGUAAUACACGCUAAGAGCGCAUGGCGAGUGGAGCGUCUGCAGAGGCUGCGCGAAGUGGGAACUGCUUUCGAUUGUUGGCGGGCGCCGCCAUCUUGGUCAGUGAGCUUGCGAGUGGCUGUACGACGAGGUGUACGUAUUUCGGUGAAACGAGUAUUUGGUGCGAUUUCCCUGAAAUCUUUCGUCUACCCGUGAAAUCCACGAGCAUCCAAGAUGUCGGAACGGGAGGACAACGUUUAUAAAGCGAAAUUGGCUGAGCAAGCAGAGCGCUAUGACGAAAUGGUCGAGGCGAUGAAGAAGGUCGCCUCGUUGGAUGUGGAGUUAACCGUCGAAGAGAGGAAUCUUCUUUCUGUCGCUUACAAAAAUGUGAUUGGCGCGAGAAGGGCAUCCUGGAGAAUAAUCUCCAGCAUCGAACAAAAGGAAGAGAACAAAGGUGCCGAGCGGAAACUAGAGAUGAUCCGCCAGUACCGAUCUCAGGUUGAAAAAGAGCUGAAAGACAUCUGCGCCGAUAUCCUCGGAGUUUUAGACAAACAUUUGCUCCCAUGUGCAUCUACUGGCGAAUCGAAAGUCUUCUAUUAUAAAAUGAAGGGUGAUUAUCACCGUUACCUUGCUGAAUUCGCCGUUGGCAACGAUAGGAAGGAAGCCGCAGAGAAUUCUUUGGUCGCUUAUAAAGCAGCAAGUGACACCGCCAUGACGGAUCUACCACCAACUCAUCCCAUCCGCUUAGGAUUGGCGCUCAACUUUUCCGUGUUCUAUUAUGAGAUUCUCAAUAGCCCUGAUAGAGCAUGUCGUCUUGCGAAGGCAGCCUUUGACGACGCGAUCGCGGAACUAGACACCUUAUCCGAGGAGAGUUACAAAGAUUCUACCCUCAUUAUGCAGCUUCUUAGGGACAAUCUUACUCUAUGGACGUCAGACAUGCAAGGAGACGGGGAGGGCGAACAAAAGGAGCAGUUGCCAGACGUGGAAGAUCAGGACGUAUCGUAACUCUAACUGUAGUGAGUGUUAUUAUGCGUAUAUAAAACUGAAAAAACACAAGAAAGCAAAAAACUCUUAAUAACUUGUAAGCAAACUUGUAAGAAAACAAUUCAGCAGGUGGCAGUUCGGGGUGGGAAGGGGAGAUCUUUAACACGGUUGCGUGUUCUAAGCACGCACGUACGGUUAUUCCAAAAAAAAAAAAAAAGUAAAUACAAAAAUGAAAAAAAAAAAAAAUAUCAUUCGAAAUAAUACACACUAAAUUACGAAGCGCGCAGAAAAGUUAUAAAAAAUAAAAGGACAUACUCAUUAAACGCGGUUAAAUAGAAAAGCUGCAAGAGCGUGUGUAGAGAGGCAUUAUUCUUUGCCUUCUUUGCGUAUCGAGAAGAGAAAAAAGAUGCUGUCUCUUUCAGUGUACGAUGUCGAGAACCAGUUGAGUUGGCACCGACUGUUGCAGCGCGUAGUCAUAUAUUCGAUCGUAAUAGCAAUGAAACCAGAAAAGCAUCAGAAAUGAAAUAAAAAAAAAAAAGAAAAAAAAAAGAAAAGGAAUAUGCGCUAAUCCAGUCGGAAUAAACUCUCAUUUUUGUUUGCUCCAGCGAGUGAGAAAUAAGGAAUAAGCAUUAUCCUCUCCGCAAUGUUUUAUCAAUAACGAAUUAAUGGCUCGACGUCGAUCGAAAUGCAUAUUGUGUUCGUUUGUUUUCACCCCACCCCCAAUCUCCUCCUCCUCGUCCUCUUCCCCGCUUUUUUACUGCGCGCAUCAUUAUUCUCGCAUACUAUGAUAAAUAACGAAUAUUAUUAAUGUAUGCGUGUAAAUCGAGUGUAAAUCAUUCGUUUAUCUAAGGGAUAAACUCGUCUCCUCCCCAGAGCUGGAGUUACAUGGUUGAUCGAUUAACUGAAAAAACAGUUGGAAAAACAGUUAAGAUAGAACCAUGCACCUUCAUCUCUGUUUUCUGUAUAAGAUAUUAUUGAAUGUACUUCCGACGAAGUCCCAGUUUGCAAAGCAAGUAAUUUCAUACAUCAUACACAUACAUAGGUCUUGAGCAUGGGUUCUCUCGUAUAGUUAACUUGUAAACUAUUCGUUCAAGAACGUGUGCUUGCCGCGAAAGCGAUGUACUUAAAAAAAAAAAAAGAAAAAAGAAAAAAAAGAAGAAACGCAAUAACAUCUUUGUCUUUAUGUCUUAAGUCUGGCUUUCGCAGUAUCAAAUUUUAUGUUAAGUCGAAAACAAAUUCUUUUUAAUUUUGUGAGUAAGAGAAAAAUAUAUAUAUUCGCUAUUCUCGUCGUAAAUAGAUAUAUUCUUUCAUAUACCAAUCAGUUGUGUCUCCUCUGUGUGACGAAAGAGCAAUCUGAUCUUCGAAAGAAGGCUGAAAAGAAAAAAAUCAUGGUUGAUGAGCAUUUUUAAUAAUAAUAAAAAAAAAAAAAAAAAAGAAAAGGGAAGAGAGAUUAUGUUUCGCAGACGGAAAAAAAUAGCAGGAAACAAGUAAACUAACCUAGCUAGUCUGUAAUUGUGGUUGUACUUUUUCAUACGCCUCUUCUGUAAACUAUAACGAUCGCUGUGGUAUAACAAAUUACAGAAUAAACAAUUGUAUCCCGACUCGUUCUUCACCCGCGCUCACUUUCGCUAUAUUAUCACUGUCCUCGAUUCCACUAUAUCUUAGUUGAUCUUAGCCAUACGUCCAUUCACCUUUUUAUCGUCGAUGAACCGUUCCGUCGAUUUUAGCUUAUGAAAAAAAAAAAAGAAAAGAAAAGAGAGAAAUAAACGGGAAACAUUCCAAUAAAAAAAAAAAAAAAGAAACGCUAAGAGAGGCUUCGUUUAUUAUUAUUAAAAAUCCGUGAAAUUUGCGCAUUUUGAGUAAUAAAUAGUAUUUAGUAAUACAAUAGAAUUAUUCGUUUGUCGAGAUAAAUAUUAUCGGUUCGAAAAUUUGUGCGAUAUGGACAAAUUUUUUUAAACAAAAACAUCUCUUAAGUGCAAUGUUUCUGUAUUCAAUAACAUAGAAUAUUAAUAUUUUGCUUGAUGAUGAUUAAAAAAAUGCAAAGAAAUUACAUACUGCAUAUUUUUCAAUAUUUAUAUUACAUUAAGUUUUUCUGCUUUUCACUGUGUUACAUGUUUCGAAACCAGAAUUUUUUUCGCGAUUAAAAAAAAAAAAUAUCGAAGACACUUUCGUUGAGCACCCGUGUAAUAAGCGUGCAGCAAAAAAGCGAGGUUUGAUAUUUAAGUGGAAAAAGAAAAAAAAAUAAAAAAAAAAAAAACGAAGGCGAAGAAAACGCGCAAAAUGAAAAAUCGAGAGCUCUGCCUAGAAAUUUUUAGUGUACAUCGUGCCCCUGUAUUUUAGGUAUUAAUAACACGAUACAAAUUGAUAAUCAUGUUAUAAAAUAAAGUUAUAAAGAAUAAUUCAAGUAAUAUCAACGGCACCGUAAGUAAAUAUAUACGAUUUAAUCUUAAGAUCGUAAAGUUAGGAUAUCGAAGAAAAAAAAAAAAAA